Molecule: messenger RNA, 3328 nt
Organism: Mya arenaria
Lineage: Eukaryota; Metazoa; Mollusca; Bivalvia; Myida; Myidae
Product: dynein axonemal heavy chain 6-like
Exons: 23
Coding region: 149-3328 (1059 amino acids)
Biological process (GO): microtubule-based movement
Cellular component (GO): dynein complex
Molecular function (GO): dynein light intermediate chain binding; minus-end-directed microtubule motor activity; dynein intermediate chain binding
Source: RefSeq, a predicted model, not a curated record
UUACGAUCUUGUUGCCAAGCGCUGUCAACUAUCAUGGCCGACAGUGUGUUGUUUUUAUAAGUUUUAAAGUGUAGUUUAUUGUCGUCUCAAUUCAACCUGUGAUUUAUAAAACAUAAAGAGAAGUCAAAGGCUUCCUUGAGCCAGCAUCAUGUCCUACGGGCAGCCACUGACCCAUCAAAGCCUAAACGGCCAGAUGAAUGGUUCAAAUGGCACUCAAGCAAAUGGACGAGUGAACGGGGCCUCACUGGACAGUCAGGUGAAUGGCGCUCCAGGAGGGCCCCUGUCCGGUCUCAAGGCUGUAGACCCUGAACAGCUGAAGGCUCGAUUGUACUCAUACGCCCCUCAACAAGCCUCAGUGAACCCCAAAGUAUUGAGAUUUAACCGCGUCACACAGACACAGAUGAGGAAGUCAAACAUCCCAACAGCUCCAAAACUAGAACCAGUGCCAAGCUUGCAAAAGUACCAGGAGCGAAACCAACCUGACUUUAUCCACAGACGAAACAAGGAGAGAAUCGAGGCUGAAAAAUUGGCAAAAAUGCAAGCAGACGAGCCCCAGAAGGGUAUGAAAAGGAAAAGCUUUGUUGCACCCCCUCUCGGUGCACCUCCGUCCCCACUGCCGGACCUCCCAGAUGACCUGCAACAGAAACAGGAUGCAUUAGGUCCACGCACACCUACUCCAGCCAAACAGUCCAAGUCAAGCACACCACGGGGUCGUGUUCAUGCCUCUGGGCCAGUCAUUCCACCAUCAACAAAGCCUAAACUUUUGGAGACGUAUGAAGGCCUACAGGACACAGGGAAGAUCACUGAUCUUAUCAAGGAGAAUGAAAGGAUAGGUUUCCUGUAUCUCAGCCCUGCUGUGCCCAAAUCCUCCGUCGAUUACCACUAUUACAACCUCCGAGUGGUAAACCACGAGAAUAUCAACAAGACAGACCACUGCACGAUCAGUCAGAAAGGUGUGACCCGUAUCCGUAGUGAUGAUGAGACGGAGUUUGUUACCCUGGACCGGUGGGAGUUGGAGUACAAUUACUUCCGUAAACUCGUCAAGAUCCCAACAUUUGCACUGUUCAGGAAGUGGAAAGCGUUUAAUGUAUGGCGUGGAAAUGUGAAGUCGAAGAAGAUUGCACAGUGCAAAAAGGCUCUGAAUAACAAUCUGUUUAUUGUUAACCCGUCCCUGCGGCCAGCGCUGAUGAACGUGAGGGAGAUGUGUCACAGGAUCAGUGAUAUGGGACUCUGCAAGGUGGAGAAAGGUCACACCUACAGUCUACGUGAGUUCAAUGAGGCUCAGUUUACACAGUUGAGCGAAGUUGCGGGUCGAUUGAUGGAGUUCCGAGACCUUGUUAAGGAGGUGGUUAGAUCCGCGUGUAGAACAGCCCUGCUGGAAGCUGGAUUCACACCCGAUGAUUACUUCUAUGAUGGAGGGGAAAGCCCUGGUGAGUUUGGUGGAGCCCCCGGAACAGCCUCCAGUUACCUCAUGCAGAGCAACUACGACAUGGAUAUCUACGGUGAGGCCCCUGACAAGAUGACGUACACCGAACAGGCAAACAAGAGAGAGCACUGUAAAAGGCUUACUUGCUUUAUCCGCCUGGCUGAUUACCUGAUAGUGAAUACAAUGCACGUGCUGGCCGUCAACUCUGUCUCCACACUGCUUAACUACCUGACGGAACAGCUUCAAAACACGCCUACCCUGGCCCAGAUACAGGGGCUGGAGGACGAGAACCAGGAGGAAGGAGGGAAGACGGAGGAAGAAAAGAAAAAAGGCGGUAAACCAUCAGAAAAAGAUAACGACGAAAGUUCCGAUAAAAAUAAAGAAAAAGAGGAAAAGGUUGAAGAGGACGAGGAUGAGAUCCCAGUGUUACCUCCCUUGUACAUCACAGAGUUUGUUCUGGAGCCGAACCAGCUUCUGUUCUCCCCCGAUAUUGAAGAGUUCCAGGAAGGGAUUGCUGAGGUGAUAAAGAGAUUCCAGGAUGCAGUCUUGAGCGUCCAAAACCUUGUCCCAGACACUUAUUUUGAUGCUUUCACAAGACCGAUCAUCAACAAUAAGUUUGAAGAGAAGAUGUGCGGGGAGGGACCAAGUCUUUCCACCAUGUUUGAGGAUGAUAAACACCUGCAGACAAUCAUACACUCCAUCAGGGAGGCGAUUACAGCUGCCUUUAGAGCUGCCAGCCAGUAUGCAGACACGUUUGAGACACACCGAGAAUUCUACAAGGAUAAUGAGAGUACUGAUCUUGAUGUUGUCAGGAAUGAAGACCAUGAGGUUUCCUGGUUCAGUGAGGCUCUGGAGCGUUACUACGGGCAACGCAAGCUUGCUGAGCAAAUUAAGGAGAAGCGACCAAUCGGAAUGCUGCUGGUUGAUGGUACAAACAUGAAGAAACUGAUCAUUCCUUCACCUCUCAGAUGUCUUGAUGUCGUGAAUGACAUGCUACCAAAACUGGCUCGCAAAGAGGUGGACAGACUCAUUGCAGAGUUGCAGGAUGCCCAGUUUAGACUGGAGAGUGUACCCAGUACCACCAUUGAGUUUGUGAAGUCUCUCACCUUCCUGGAUGAAGUACAAGUCAGGAUUGAGCCACUUGAAAAGGAAUCCAUGAUUGUGAAGGACAUGUAUGACCUGAUCGAUGUAUUCCAAGUUCCAACACCACUGGAGGACUUUGCUGUUUACCAGACUUUGGGCCCAAGCAUCACAAAUGUCCGCAAUGCUAUAGACAAAUCCCUGGCAGACCGUGACGCUAACAUCGACCGAUUCUGCACUCAUCUGGACAAGGACAUCGCGGAACUCGCCAAGGAAGUGAAAGAAGUCAAACAGGAGGCACAGAAUCCAAUCAUCCUUGACGCAAACGCAGACAAGGAGAAGGUGAAACAGGUCCUGAAGAAGCUGCUGACUCAGAUGGACGACUUACAAGAAAGGGCGUUCACCUACAAGUCAUACCAGAAGAACUUUAAGGUUGAGGUGACCAAGUUUGAUGCCCUGGAAGAAGCACACGCAGAACUGAAACUGAAGGACCUGCUGUGGAAUGCCAUCGAUGAGUGGGACGGACUCCUGACAGACUGGACACAGCUGAACUUCAACAAUGAAACCACUGUUAUCACAAUACCAGCUGAAUACUUCAACAAUGAAACCACUGUUAUCACAAUACCAGCUGAAUACUUCAACAAUGAAACCACUGUUAUCACAAUACCAGCUGAAUACUUCAACAAUGAAACCACUGUUAUCACAAUACCAGCUGAAUACUUCAACAAUGAAACCACUGUUAUCACAAUACCAGCUGAAUACUUCAACAAUGAAACCACUGUUAUCACAAUACCAGCUGAAUACUUCAACUAUUUCCCCUAA